AUGUUAAUAAAAAAUUUAAAACAUAAAAGAAAAGAAAUAGAGAUUAACAUCCAUCCAUUAUUUCAGUUCUUGUUCUCUCGCCGGAAAUCGCACGCGGCGGAGACGCUUCGAUCUCAAUUUUUUUUACAUCUCUUAAAUCUCUUUUCUCUCCACUUCUCUAAUCUGGAACUCGAUUUUGUAGGAAGUGAAGGAUUUCUCCUAGAUCUUGAAGGGGGUUUGGAAGCCCUAGCUCUUAGAUCGCGAUGUUUUGGUGAGAAUGAUGAGAGAUCUGGACUCCAGGACGUGAAAUUAGACUCUCUCAAGCUUGAAUGA
Molecule: messenger RNA, 312 nt
Organism: Vicia faba (fava bean)
Lineage: Eukaryota; Viridiplantae; Streptophyta; Magnoliopsida; Fabales; Fabaceae
Source: the annotation of a GenBank genome assembly